Messenger RNA from Alosa sapidissima (American shad), 5787 nucleotides. It is a transcript of the gene ap2a1, whose product is annotated as adaptor related protein complex 2 subunit alpha 1. Gene Ontology annotation, biological process: intracellular protein transport; clathrin-dependent endocytosis. The transcript has 23 exons. NCBI's taxonomy places the organism in Eukaryota, Metazoa, Chordata, Actinopteri, Clupeiformes, Clupeidae. Gene Ontology annotation, molecular function: clathrin-cargo adaptor activity. The coding region runs from base 802 to 3768 and encodes 988 amino acids. The record is from RefSeq and is a predicted model, not a curated record. Gene Ontology annotation, cellular component: AP-2 adaptor complex; membrane coat.
AGAAGCGCAAGAGUUUGCCACAGCAAACGCGUCCAGUGCCCGUUGCUUGUGCAGUCACGAGCUACGUCCGGGAAUACGGACCCUAAGAUCUGACACCCUAGGUUCUUGAAGACCACGCACAGAAUACAUUCAAUCCGUGAACCUUUCUUUUUACUGUCUAGCUGUUGUCGUUAAAGAGCAUUACUUGAUUGUACGAUCACGGUCCUGUGGGUGAUGUACUCCAACAUUUGACAUUGCUAGCUAGCUAGCUAGCUAGCUGUUUAGCUAGCUUGCCUUGCGUGACUCAUGUUCAGUGAUCUAGACUGAUAGGUUGUUAUUUUGACAUUUUUUUUCUACCUUGUGAAAUUGCGUGUAAUAGAGGAAUAAUCUAUCUACUGUGACAUUUCGCUCCGUCUUAUAUCAGACUGUGAUAUACUCAGAUGCGGGUUUGUUGACGUUUAGUCGGUGAAACGCAAAUAGGUUGCUAACGUUGGGUUUGAAUGAAUUAGCCAACGGAAACGGCAGCUAGCUACCGUCGCAGCUAAUGAUACACUAAACCGAUAGUUAGCUAGCCACCUCAGCAGGCUGUGCUGCAUCCACAGAAUACGUUCCCUUGAGCUAGCUAAUCUAGCUUGCUAGUGUUAACCUUUUACGAGUUAGUUAGCUAGCUAGAGUGUUGGCUAACGUUGCACGUCCAAAACGAGAAUUCAUAUAGGUUAGGUUUAAAGCUAACAUAAGCUUGAAGUCAACGAGCUAAAAAACACACGAGACCAUCACUACAAUUUACAUUUUGUCUGCGCUUGAAAUCGGAGGGAACCGAAAAUGCCGGCUGUGUCGAAGGGAGAUGGAAUGCGAGGAUUAGCGGUGUUCAUUUCGGACAUCAGGAAUUGUAAGAGCAAAGAAGCUGAGAUCAAGCGUAUCAACAAGGAGCUGGCCAACAUCCGCUCCAAGUUCAAGGGUGACAAAGCUUUGGAUGGCUACAGCAAGAAGAAGUAUGUCUGCAAGCUGCUCUUCAUCUUUCUGCUGGGCCAUGACAUUGAUUUUGGACACAUGGAGGCGGUCAACCUGCUCAGCUCCAACAAGUACACUGAAAAACAGAUUGGUUAUCUGUUCAUCUCUGUUUUGGUGAACAGCAACAGUGAGCUGAUCCGGCUGAUCAACAACGCCAUUAAGAAUGACCUGUCCAGCAGGAACCCCACCUUCAUGUGUCUGGCCCUGCACUGCAUCGCCAAUGUGGGCAGCCGUGAGAUGGCCGAGGCCUUCGCCGGAGAGAUCCCACGCAUCUUAGUGGCAGGGGACACCAUGGACAGUGUGAAGCAGUCGGCAGCCCUGUGUCUGCUGCGCCUCUACAAGACGUGCCCGGACCUGGUGCUCAUGGGUGAAUGGACAUCCAGAGUUGUACAUCUGCUCAAUGACCAACACAUGGGUGUGGUAACUGCAGCCAUCUCCCUCAUCACCUGCCUCAGUCAGAAGAAUCCAGAUGAGUUUAAGACCUGUGUAUCCCUGGCUGUAUCACGUCUCAGCAGGAUUGUGUCAUCAGCUUCCACUGACCUGCAGGACUACACCUAUUACUUUGUGCCGGCACCCUGGCUCUCCUGCAAGCUGCUGCGGCUGCUGCAGUGCUACCCCCCGCCAGAGGAUGGCGCCGUCAAAGGCCGGCUGGUGGAGUGCCUAGAGACCAUUCUGAACAAAGCCCAGGAGCCGCCCAAGUCCAAGAAGGUCCAGCAUUCCAACGCCAAAAACGCCAUUCUCUUUGAGGCCAUUGCUCUCAUUAUCCACUAUGACAGUGAGCCCAAUCUGCUGGUGCGCGCCUGUAACCAGCUGGGCCAGUUCCUGCAGCACAGAGAGACCAACCUGCGCUACCUGGCCCUGGAGAGCAUGUGCACGCUGGCCAGCUCCGAGUUCUCCCACGAGGCCGUCAAAACACACAUCGAGACAGUCAUCAACGCACUCAAGACUGAGAGAGAUGUGAGUGUGCGCCAGAGGGCUGCUGACCUCCUCUACGCCAUGUGUGACCGUAGCAACGCCAAACAGAUUGUUGCCGAGAUGCUGAGUUACCUGGAGACUGCCGACUAUUCAAUCCGAGAGGAAAUGGUGCUGAAGGUGGCCAUUCUGGCUGAGAAGUAUGCUGUGGACUACUCCUGGUAUGUGGACACCAUCCUCAACCUGAUCCGCAUCGCGGGAGAUUACGUCAGUGAGGAGGUCUGGUACCGUGUCAUUCAGAUCGUCAUCAACCGAGAUGACGUGCAGGGCUAUGCUGCCAAGACUGUGUUUGAGGCCCUCCAGGCCCCAGCCUGCCACGAGAACAUGGUGAAGGUCGGAGGUUACAUCCUAGGAGAGUUCGGUAACCUCAUCGCUGGUGACCCGCGGUCCAGCCCCCUGGUGCAGUUCAACCUGCUGCACUCCAAGUUCCACCUGUGCUCGGUCCCCACGCGGGCACUGCUGCUCUCGGCUUACAUCAAGUUCAUCAACCUGUUCCCCGAGACCAAAAGCACCAUCCAGGAGGUGCUGCGCUGCGACAGCCAGAUCCGCAACAGCGACGUGGAACUGCAGCAGCGCGCAGUCGAGUACCUCAAGCUCUCCUCCAUCGCCAGCACUGACGUCCUGGCCACUGUUCUGGAGGAGAUGCCUCCGUUCCCUGAGAGGGAGUCGUCCAUCCUGGCCAAGCUGAAGAAGAAGAAGGGGCCGGGGGCUGUGUCUGUGAAUGAGCUGGAGGAUGCCAAGAGAGAGGGAGGAGAGCUGAACGGAGGAGGAGAGAGGGCGGACACUUCUGCUAUGGCUGCGUCCAACGCUUCCACGCCCUCUCCAUCUGCUGACCUGCUCGGUCUCCGCCCAGCCCCUGCAGUUGGCUCAGCUCCUCCCAGUACUGGCAGCCUAUUGGUCGAUGUGUUUUCAGAGGGGUCGGCUGCGCCCAGCGCAGGUGUCAAUGACGACGGCUUCCUGAGAGAUCUGGAACAACCCCCUGAGACCUCUGACACCCUAUUGGCUGAGGGUCCUGGUGACUCCGACUCUGCUCCUCCUCCUGCUGUCUCUGAGGAACCUGCUCCCCCUCUGCCUGAAGCAGAAGAGCUACUCAACAAGUUUGUGUGUAAGAAUAACGGAGUCCUGUUUGAGAACCAGCUGCUGCAGAUUGGAAUCAAGUCUGAGUAUCGCCAGAACCUGGGGAGAAUGUACUUAUUCUACGGCAAUAAGACUUCAGUGCAGUUUGUCAGCUUCUCCACUACAGUGUCCUGCCCAGGUGAACUGCCGACUCAGCUGAAUUUGCAGACUAAAACAGUGGAGCCUCUGAUUGAGGGCGGUGCCCAGGUGCAGCAGGUGGUCAACAUCGAGUGUCUGACUGAUUUCGUUGAUGCGCCGCUUCUCAACAUCAAGUUCAGGUAUGGUGGAGCCCUGCAGAAUCUCACCCUCAAGCUUCCCGUCACCAUCAACAAGUUCUUCCAGCCCACUGAGAUGUUAUCACAGGAGUUCUUUCAGCGCUGGAAACAGCUCAGCCAGCCUCAGCAAGAGGCACAGAAGAUCUUCAAGGCUGGCCAUGGCAUUGACACAGAAGUGGUCAAAGCCAAGUUGUUGGGCCUUGGGACGGCCCUGUUGGAGAACGUGGACCCUAACCCAGAGAACUUUGUGUGCGCUGGAGUCAUCCAGACCAAGGCCCAGCAGGUGGGCUGCCUACUCAGACUGGAGCCCAAUGCCCAAGCUCAGCCUGGGGAGCAGAUGUACCGCUUGACUCUGCGCAGCAGUAAGGACACCGUCUCCAAGCGUCUUUGUGAGCUGCUGUCGGAACAGUUCUAGAGUCUUCUCCUGGAAUCCAUGCCUAGACCAUCACCUUCCUAGAGCCCUCACGCAGACCAGCGUUCUACUUUCCAGAACCCUGAACAAAGAAAGAAAACUUCAGAAGCAUUCGUACAUAAGGGAAAAAAAACACAGCCGGCAUUCUGCGACGGCCAUAUAACUGUCCUAAUUACAAUUAUUAUGAUUAUUAUUACUGUUAUCAUCAGCGCAACAGUUCUUGUUUUUAUUGGUGUUUACCUGUGUGCGUGUGUGUCAGAGAGUGUGUUAGAGAGCAUGUGUGCGUGCGUGUUUGUUUGCAUGAGUGAGUGAGUGAGUGAGUGUGUGGUACAGAAUUGUGGUGAUUGUUGUGUUCUCCGUCCGGCCUAGUGACUGAAGUGUGCUCUGUGCUUGUGUUGGCAGCUGGUGCGCAUUGUGCUGGGAGGGGCGAGCGGUCGGCGUACACGCGAUCUAACAUUUCAACUUCCGAUAGCAUUCCUGCGAAGUGUACGCAUACACAAGACACUCACCCACACACGUCUCUUAAACAUUCCUUGUAAGCCAUGGAUGGGAGGACGCACCAAAACCCCUUUGCUCGCUCACAUGCACAAAUCUGAGGAAUUGUACAGAUGAAGUAGAAAUACACUAAGGGAGGCAGUUGCCUCUAGAUGGGCCGGACAUUUGCGCUUUACUGACCUAAUCACCCCCCUCCAACCCUCCCAGCACAUCCUCAUACAUUAGUAUAUAUAUAUAUAUAUAUAUAUAUAUACAUAUACAUACACACACACACACAGCUUUCUCAUCAGCUCGCUCGGCAUGUAUCACUGCAAAGAUUCCACAUUUCCAUUCCCAUAUUCCCCCGGCGCAGAAGAGCAGGCUUAGUGCACUUUAACAAGGCUCAGGCAGGGAAGUGAUCAUGCACGCUUCAUUAGACCCUCUCGUGGGCUCGUCAUUUAUUGCAUUUAUUACACCCCCGUCAUGACUUCAGAGAUGAGAGAUGCUUUGUGAUUGGUUGUGACGUGUUUUUUUUUUUUUUUUUUCUUUCUUUUUUUUAUUUUUAUUGUAUUUACCUGUCUAUUUUGUCUCAUCUCAGUGCUGAUGUUAGUGAUGUGUUAACUUGAAGUUUGUUGCCCCAUUUCAUUGUUUUGUACAUUUCAUGAUUUCAUGGUGGUCCAAAUGUUCAGGUUGUGUCCAGGUCGCCAGCUCUCUUCUGUUAGAGGAGACGGCUGAGGGGACAGCAGGGCAGCGGGAGGGAGAGGAGGGCGUCCUCUGUCUGUACGUCUGUCUGUCUGCACAUGAAGAGUGCAGCAGUGGAUUCUUAUGUAGACACACAUGCACGCACACUACAAAGAUCUGCGGUGAUCUGUGGCGACCUCCGCUCUUGCACUCAAACACACACACACACACACACACACACAACACAACACAACACAACACAACACAACACAACAGAACAAACGGGACUAAAGCCAGAUUGGGUGUUGAGUUGUGGUGAGGUUGUGACUGAUGUUCCAGAGCGCCUGUUUGAGCACUUAUCAUGUGAACAUGUUUAAAUCAGCGAGUACUUCAAUGCGCACACUAUAGUCUAAGAUAACACACUAGUCUUCAACACACACAUACAUCUUAGAUGGCAGAAAAACAGAGAGAAAGAUUAGGACCAAACCAGCUGCCAACAGUCAACCACAACGCCAGUGAUCAUCUUGCUUUGGUUCAGCAUUAGGUGUGUAUGUGUGGGAUGAGUGUGACUGUACCAUAUUAUAAGGAGAAAAAAAAUCUAACGAAGUUUAUGGGACACUGUCAUAUAUGUUGAAUAAGGAGUCACUAUGCUUCCCUCGAUGCAACUGUGCAUUCACUGGGACUUUGUCAUUGUAGUUGAAUUUGAAUCAUUGUCAUAUUUGUGUGUGCGCGUGAGCGUGUCUGUGCAGUAUCCGCUAGCUAAUACAGCCCCAGUGUAUCGGUGUUAAACCUGUCAGAUACCUGUGUUAGAUUCCAAUUUACUCUGUACUGAAAAAUGUGAAAGUAAAACUAUGCCAUAUAUUCAAA